CUGCGGCUGCGGCGGCCGCGCCUGCGCAGACCCGAGCGCGCUCUGCGGCUCGCUCCGCGGCGGAGGCGGCGCGAACAGCCAGGGGCCGGUGGAUGGCUCUGUGGGGCCCGGACAGCUCGGGGCCCUGCUCCCGCGGGCCGCUGGAGGAGGCGGGGGCGGCGGCCGAGGAGCGCGAGGCGCCGGCGGCGGAGGCGGCGGCGGCGGUAGCCGUGCCGCUGGACGAGGAGGAGGAUGAUGGCCGCGGCCUACUGCGCUGGGACGGCUUCUCGGCCUGGCUGCACUGCGUGUGUGUGGUGGGCUUCGACCUGGAGCUGGGCCAGGCCGUGGAGGUAAUUUAUCCUCAGCAUUCCAAACUUACUGAUAAAGAAAAAACCAAUAUUUGCUAUUUGUCUUUUCCAGAUUCAAAUUCAGGUUGUCUUGGAGAUACCCAGUUCUGUUUUAGAUUUCGACAGUCUUCUGGGAGGAGGGUGUCACUGCAUUGUUUCCUGGAUCAAUUUGACAAAGAUUUACCAGUUUACUUAAAGAAGGAUCCUGCUUAUUUUUAUGGAUAUGUGUAUUUCCGACAAGUUCGAGACAAAACUCUAAAAAGAGGCUAUUUUCAAAAGUCCUUGGUUUUGAUCAGCAAACUACCUUAUAUUCAUUUUUUUCACACUGUACUCAAACAGAUAGCACCAGAAUAUUUUGAAAAGAGCAAACCUUAUUUGGAAGCAGCUUGUAAUGAUGUUGAUCGAUGGCCUGCCCCAGUGCCAGGGAAAACAUUAUACCUGCCUAUUAUGGGAGUAGUAAUGAAGGUUCGGAUUCCCACAUGUCAUGACAAACCUGGGACAACUCAAAUAGUGCAGGCAGACACACACAUAUCUGUUGUUUUAUCUACUGUUCAUGAAGUGGAUCUUUUCAGGUGUUUUUUCCCAGUUUUCUUUCACAGUCAGAUGCUUUGGGAACUUGUGCUGUUGGGGGAGCCCCUUGUGGUCAUGGCACCAUCGCCUUCAGAGUCUUCGGAGACUGUAUUGGCACUUGUUAACUGUAUUUCUCCAUUGAAGUACUUCAGUGACUUCCGACCUUAUUUCACUAUUCAUGAUAGUGAAUUCAAAGAAUAUACUACUCGUACUCAAGCCCCGCCUUCAGUCAUAUUAGGAGUAACCAACCCCUUUUUUGCAAAAACACUUCAGCACUGGCCACACAUUAUUCGAAUAGGAGACCUUAAACCAGCAGGUGAAAUUCCUAAACAGGUUAAAGUGAAAAAAUUGAAGAACCUGAAGACUCUGGAUUCUAAACCUGGAGUUUAUACGUCUUAUAAGCCAUAUCUAAAUAGAGAUGAAGAGAUCAUAAAGCAAUUACAGAAGGGUGUUCAACAGAAACGUCCUUCUGAGGCUCAAAGCGUUAUUCUGCGACGUUAUUUCUUGGAGUUGACACAAAGCUUCAUCAUUCCAUUAGAAAGAUAUGUGGCAAGCUUAAUGCCUUUGCAGAAAAGUAUUUCUCCAUGGAAGAGUCCACCCCAAUUAAGACAAUUCCUUCCAGAAGAAUUUAUGAAAACACUUGAGAAAACAGGACCUCAGUUGACCUCUAGAAUAAAAGGCGAUUGGAUUGGACUUUACCGGCAUUUCCUAAAAUCACCAAAUUUUGAUGGUUGGUUUAAGACCCGACGGAAGGAAAUGACCCAGAAAUUGGAGGCACUCCAUCUAGAAGCUCUUUGUAAAGAGGAUUUACUUCUCUGGACCCAGAAACACACAGAAGUAGAAACAGUAGACCUUGUAUUGAAGCUAAAAAGUAAGCUGUUGCAGGCUGAUCGAGAGCACUUACCUGUGAAACCUGAAACUAUGGAAAAGUUACGGGGACACAUAGACGCAAUUAUCUUAGCAUUGCCAGAGGACCUACAAAGCAUCCUGCUCAAAACAAGCAUGACGUGAUAUUUGCCAGGGUUUUCCAGCCAGAAAGGACUGUGUGUGCAUCAGGAAGCAUACUGACAUUUCACCUGGACGCACAAAGGAGAUCUGGAGAAGAAAAGAGCUGUAAUGCUAGCUACAGGGUAGAAAGACUAUACUGACUUUUUUAGUGCAUUAUUUUAAAAAAUGGCUAUCUGUGGUGGUUCCACUUUAAUACUGAAACGCCGAAAUGCAUUUCUAUAUUUUAAAUCAUGUUUUAAAGUGCUCUUAUGAGAGACCUGUGGGACCAUCAGUAUAAGUGAUUCUAAACUGCAGUGCUGGCAUUGCAGAUUUUUUUUUAAAUUGGUGCUGUUUUGCCCAAUCAUGUUAAAACUCAGGGGGAUAUAAAAAUAACAUUUACACUGGUUACCUUCUUAAGAAGGCAAGGACUGAACUGUCUGACUGUAGUUAGAAGUAACUAAUGCUUUUGUAGUGCCUUCCAUUGACGUACAUAUUUCACAAAAUCUGGCUGCUAGUCUUGAAGCUUUUUCUUAAUUAUGAUAUGUAAUUAUAUAAGACAUACUUUUGCAUAAUAAUUGCUUAAAAACAUGUUUUUGACUCCCAUCAUGUUUAGUAGUGGCAUGGUAUCCUUCUUCCUCCCCCUCCCCAAUGGUCAUGACAUUUCAUUAUUUUCUAUACUAUUUUCAAAUUUAAUUUUAUUAGUUUCUACAAAGGCAAGAAGGCAUCUAAUAUUAAUUAUGGAAGAGUUAAUUUCCUCUUACCCUUUACUAAUUGGUUUCUGUUUAAGUUAAUUAGCUUGGAUGUUUUUCAAAAACAUUCUAAUAAUAAAUCUCAUAAUCAGCUAUUUUUUUGAACUGAGCUAUUCUUAUUUCAAAGGCAUUAAUAAACCUUUUAUGUGGUAGUUAUUUGAGUCACUAUAAGAUUGAUUUUUCAGCAUUAUUUGUUUGUUAGGGUUCCCUCCCCUUGAAUUUAUAUUUCUCGGAACACUUUCUCUACUGUGUUUGACAUGGGAACUUUGCCUGAAUCACUGUUACAGCUAUUUUGUAGUUUGUUUCUGUUCUGUUUUGUUUUUACUACCUUGCCAAAAACAGAAGAUCAUAGUUUGGUUUAUUCUACCAAAGUUGUUUGGUUUAUGUUUGAAUAGGAGUGUCCUGCAAAAGCCAGUAUUUUAAGGCACACAUGACAUAGCACAUAUGUAAAUAGCUGCAUCUUGAAUUACCGUCUAAGUAUCCAAACUUGUUUGUAAAAGAAAUGGCUUUGGAAGCUAUCCUUUUCUGUUAAUAUAACUACUAAGUGCACUCUCUAUCCAAGGAAGGCUCUUUGUGUUUGUAACUGUGGUCUUAUACAGUCUCUCAAAGCAUACCUCAAAGUCAUAGAGAGAAUAUGGCAUUUGAAAAAAAUCAUUUGCCUCAGAUCAUAUGAGUUAUUUUGUGAAACAAUAAUUAUCCUUAUGGAAAAGACAACUGCUUUUAAAUUUCAUAUCUUUCUGGGAACCUUAUUUAGGUAUAAAUGGUCAUCUUAUUUUUCAAAAGGUGUAUUUUAAUAAUCUCACAAUUUAUAUGCAGUGUGUGACUAGAAUUUGAAAGUUGUUAGUGUCAUAUCAAGGAUCUUUUAAAUUAUACCACUACAGAUGUAUCAUUUCAAGUUUAUUUUGCAUAGCUAAAGAGUAUCAAAGGCUGCCAAUUAGCAUAAUAAUUAUCUUUAUAUUUACUGUAUUUAACUAAAACCGAACAAAUGUUGAAAAUCCUAUGAUACAUAACCUGGUUUAUCUAUUAAUUUCGAAUUACUUGUAAAAAAUAAUUUAAAAUUUCAUUGGGAACCUGAGAAAGACUGACUGAUCACUUCAUUUUUUGUGUGGUUUUCAGAGUUGUUUCCCCACCCUUCCCCCCCUUUUUUUGGGAGACAUUGCUAAGAUCUAAAAUCUGCCAUUUAAUGUUUAUCUCCACCAGCAUCAGAAGAAAUCCCUGCUUCAGGGUGUUAAGUAAUGCCUAGUGCCUUCUGUUUUCAGUGAUAAAGAUAUUUUGUGAAGGCAUUUUUGGUCAUUACUCAAAACUGAAUUAAAGGCCUUUGAUUUUAAAA
Pipistrellus kuhlii (Kuhl's pipistrelle) is the source of this 3962-nucleotide messenger RNA. RefSeq names its product DENN domain containing 6A (gene DENND6A). The transcript has 20 exons. Gene Ontology annotation, molecular function: guanyl-nucleotide exchange factor activity. Lineage: Eukaryota; Metazoa; Chordata; Mammalia; Chiroptera; Vespertilionidae. The record is from RefSeq and is a predicted model, not a curated record. The coding region runs from base 93 to 1907 and encodes 604 amino acids. Gene Ontology annotation, cellular component: recycling endosome.